UUCGCUGCAUUGAACCAUCUGGAGACAUAAUUAAUUACCGUGAUAUGCUCUGGUCUACACCACCACCCAUGUCUCUAUCAAUCGGGUCAUCUGUUUCCAAAAUCAACGUCAUGAAGAGCUGGGGCAAGGCAAUAUGAGCAGGUUGACUGUGUGAGGCCAAUGGCUUGCUCAUGCACUUCGACUUGGGCGCUGCGAAGACGGAGCUGGCCUUGGGAGGCCUGAUCAGAUCGUGGAGAUUUGCGAACCACAACGGCUAGAGACUGCCGCACGCUGCAAAUGCUAUCAGCAAAACGGAAUGGCACGAUAUAAUCCUGGCCGCAGUGCGUCCCCUGAAGCGAAUGUGUCCGCCGUCGGUCUGGCCAUGCUCGAGUUUUUCUCUUCCCCACAUCCGUUGUGACCGCGCACUCUCCGAGCAUCUUCACGAUGCACGCACUCGCUCGACUUGUGACGGCUCUUGUCUGCAGCACGACCGUGCUAGCAGCACAGUGCUACUUCCCCAACGGCGGUGCUGUCGACUCAGACACUGCUUGUAAUCCAAAUGCCCUGGUUUCUGCGUGCUGUUACAAAAACCAGGCGUGUUUAUCGAACGGACUCUGUGUUUCUGACCCGCACGACUCUGAAAAGGCGCGGCUGCAUCGAGGAACGUGUACCGACAAGCAGUGGCUGAGCGGGAACUGCCCGCGCCAGUGUCUCGAUAUCGACGACAACGGUGUACCAGUCUACAGCUGCAACUCGACCAGCACAGACUCGUACUGCUGCUACGAUGGCUGUGACUGCCAGGCCAACUCCGCAUUCGAGAUCUUCACUUUGGCGCAAUCGCCAGCCGACGUAUACACCUUGACAAUCAUCGGCGAAUCGUACACCCAGACCCACACCUCCGCUGCUUCCUCAACAUCGACUUCGAUCGCAGCAACAUCAAGCGCAUCAGCAUCAGCAUCAGCAUCAGCAUCAGCAUCAGCAUCAGCAUCAGCAUCGGCAUCAGCAUCGGCAUCGGCAUCGGCAUCGGCAUCCAUUAGCGCUUCCACGGCAGUCUUCACCGCCGGAUCCUCAUCAUCGGUCGCAAGCGCCUCAGCAACAACAACAGUCGCACCCACCGCUGAACCGGAAAGGAAGUCCAAUACCACCGCUCUCGGGGUCGGCUUAGGAGUCGGAAUCCCCGUCGCCGCACUCAUCGGUGCAGGCAUCUUCUUCCUCCUUCGCCGACGCAGAGCGCAUGCCGCAGACUCUCCACCGUCCGAGCUAGCCGCAGAUGAAAACGCUCUGCAUCCGACAUAUCCGAGCAUGAAACGAGCAGGAGCGCACCCAUCCAGUGGCACCCACACGACGAACCUAGAUACCCAGACCUCCCCUAGGGAGUAUAGCAUAAUCAGUGAUCAGCAUUGUGCGAUUGCUCUCGAGUAG
Molecule: messenger RNA, 1401 nt
Organism: Didymella exigua CBS 183.55
Lineage: Eukaryota; Fungi; Ascomycota; Dothideomycetes; Pleosporales; Didymellaceae
Exons: 3
Coding region: 424-1401 (325 amino acids)
Source: RefSeq, a predicted model, not a curated record